AUGGCUGGUGGUUUUAUAGCCAAACAACUUGAAAAAAAAAUUGGUAUUGAUUUGAAUGGUGAUGGUGUUAUCGGCUCAGGUUCUGGCCGUCAACAACCUCAUGGAACAGCAGCAGGAGGUGCAGGUAUGAUAGGACAACUUGAAAGCGUUACAGGUAUGGAUCUUAAUGGUGAUGGACGUGUUGGUGGUGCUGGUGCUGCGGGUCAAGGUCAGCAAUAUGGUGCCCCAGGAUAUGGACAGCCUGCUGGUCAAUACGGUGCACCUGGCUAUGGACAACCUCCUGGUCAAUAUGGUGCACCUGGAUAUGGACAACCUCCUGGUCAAUACGGUGCACCCGGAUAUGGACCACCUCCUGGACAAUAUGGUGCACCAGGAUACGGACAACCUCCUGCUCAAUACGGUGCACCUGGUUAUGGACCACCCCCUGGUCAAUACGGCGCGCCUGGCUAUGGACCACCUCCAGGUCAAUAUGGUGCGCCUGGUUAUGGACCACCUCCAGGUCAAUAUGGCGCACCUGGAUAUGGACCACCUCCUGGUCAAUAUCCAGGACAAGGUGGCAUGGGUCAACCUCCUCAAUACAGACCACAAUAUUAA
Molecule: messenger RNA, 594 nt
Organism: Adineta steineri
Lineage: Eukaryota; Metazoa; Rotifera; Eurotatoria; Adinetida; Adinetidae
Source: the annotation of a GenBank genome assembly